UCCAAAUCCAAAUGCAACUACAUCAUCUUCGAGCCAGUAGUCACUUAUAAUCGGAACAACCUCUCUUCAUACUUUUCCUUUAUUGUAACUUAACGUCGACAGCGAUGUUCACUGUUUCUGUUUCAUUGUCUUUACCUAUUUGGCGCGCUAGUAAUAGAUUCAUGCCCCCACAAUUACAUGAGUUUAAGUAGUUGAACUUGAAUUGGUUUGGUGCGCAGUGUAGUUUUCGCAGUUCUUACAGCUACAUCCUAGUAAUCUACUUUUAGUGUACAGCCACAAGCUGCCCAGAAAAUGCCCUCAUUGUUCCUGCGCCACCUCCUCCACCACCUCACAAAUAUACGAAGUUGGACAUCAUGCGCGGCAGGUCGUCGCGAAGGCAGUCCAUGCCACGAGCACGAAGCAAGCUGAAAAUAGACACUGAUGAAGCAACAAGUGGCAUCAAGCUCGUCUUACCGUGCCUGGAGAUGUUGAACCCUGGCGAGGCAUAGGCAAUCUCCCAAUCUCGGUCUCCACUUAUUGAUCUAGGGUUUGUUUCACGGAGCCAGCGCGGCCAGAGAUGUUGACAAUGCAGCAGUAGAUAAAGACCGAGAAAGGAGAAAGAACACAAACACCUCCACGACCGCCCAAGAUGCUGACCCCCGAGCUGGUAGAAAACCAGCUUCCCCGCAUCCUGCACCCCAUGGAGGUGCAGUACUACCAACAGCUCUGGCUCAUCGCCACCAACGAACAUAUCAUUUGUAAAAACGUCCCCACACCAGAGUCAAGAUGGGAAAUCUGCUGGACAAAUCAGCCAGCUUUGGUCAUUUGGCAUGACAAAUUUGCCCUUGUAGUGUAAUCCUGUUUUAGGUACUAGUUCAGCAGCAUCACAGAUCUAGCAUAUCACGCAGAUCAUAGCAUCACAAAUACCAAAAGACGACGAGGAAAUGCCUCUCAUGGCGCUCCGCAUGACAAACUUUUUUGGCAUGCAGAUUUGCAUCACAUUCACAGCUCUGGUGUGGGGACGUUUUUACUCAGGAUAGAACAGACUAUAAACCCAUCCACCGUGCUGUCCGGCCGACCGGCGUUCGACUUCCUGAGCAAAGCGACGAAUUUGGACAAAACUAUCGAACUGCAAAAGCAUCGGACGCGUGGUCGUUGUACCAAUUGCACUACCGCAUGACAAAUUGCACUUUCGUCCUUUCUGGAAAAUGAUUGAAUUUGUGAUGCACUUCGUAUAUACGCGGCGCGCGUACGAUGUUUUUGCACUGCACAAAAACCUACUUGAAACAAAUCUGGGCGUUGUCGGACUACCGAGGGAAAGGCGCUUUGAAUCUCAUGGAGUUUGUGGUCUGCUUGAGAUUGAUCUACCAAGCACAAUGCCUGUCCAUAGCGGCGCAGCACCAAAAUCGUGGCCCUUCUGCCCAGCCGCUGAACGUUCAGCUCGUCUUUCAGCAUCCGCAGAUACAGCCGGGGAACAACACCCACGGAGUCGACCCGCGAAUGUUGCAGCUGCCCAGGUUUGACGGAGUCAGGUAUCCCUUGGAUGGAGCUCAAGGUGGGCCAUUUGCAGCUGUUGGGCAACAUCACCAAGGUACACAGCAUCAUGGAGGACAGCAGGUAUUCAGCAAAAGGACAUCUGAAAUUCGUGAAUCUUCUGUUGUAGUGCCAACAUAAUUCGCCCUGUGAAGAUUUUCGCUUUUUCAAUAAACUGAACCUAUCGCGGUCCUGUGCUGACACGACUUCUACUUCUACAAUAGAAAUGCAUAUACCAUUACCCAGCACAUGCACAUGACACAAUAAUUUGAUUUUCUCACCUUUCCUCAGCACCAUGUUUCCGUCGGCCCCGCGCAGCAAGCUGCCAUGCUGGUCGGCAUGCAGGACGACGUGCAGAGCAGGAGAACAAAUUUCGGAGCACCACCUCCAGCACCCCCGAGGACUACAACCUCCACCUCCGUAUCUUCACAGCAACAACCUUCUCAAACCAACCCACCAGCGACGAGUAUGAAAAACGAUGCUUUCGACAUCGAUCUGUCCGGCUUGGGUGGCGACUUCGCUAAGGUCGGGGUCAGUGUGAACAAGGCGGACGCAGUUGAUGUGAGAAAAGAAGUAGGUCAACACAAUUUGAGUUUUACACAACAGCAAGAAAUAGCAGCACAGGGCGGCGUGAGCAAUGACGAUUUCGGUGACUUCCAGCAAGAACCGCAUCUAGGAACUGCAGCAACGUGGUCGAGCUUUCCUACUGCUGCGGACGGGGGCUCAGCCUUUGGCUUUUCAACAGCACCACAACCUGCGGAUUUUCAACAUUUUCAUCAAGCGUCUCCUGCUCCUAUACAACCAAAAACCCAGCAACCGCUAGUGGUCCACCAACAAGAGGACGAUAACGACGACGACUGGGGUGAUUUUGGCGACGAACACCAAACCGCCACGGGUCAGAUGGUAGAGGUCAAAACGGGUGCGGCAGUGUUUGACGCGUUUGCGGAUUUGGUAGAGCCUGUUGCGUAUGCAUUGCAAAAGUAUCGUACUCGUAUUGCAAUCAUGCAUAUACAAAUCUUCAAUUCGCAUUACAAAUUUCAUUUCUCAUGCUGAGGAAAUUUGUAAUGCAAUUAUACGAGUCGUGCGAUACUUUUGCAGUUCAUAUUGCUGCACCAGCUCCACCACCAGUUGUGCCGCCCGGGGCAGAUGCAGCUGCGCCACAUGUUGAUCCUACGUCACCGCCGCUAGCUGAUCCAGGUCCUCGUAUGGAGCAGCAGCAAAUAGGCAACGCCAACGGCAUCAAUCCCGCAACAAUUCACCUCCCCAACCAGCUGGAGUUCGGGCUCGCGUCACCCCCUCCCGGAACUGCUGCUCUCAACAUCAACACUGCGGCUGCAGCUUCGGACUACUUCGCUUCUUCAACAGGAGCUGCAGGAGCUACUAGUCAAAAGAUUUCCACUGCACCAUUCGAUGCAGUUGCUCCAGUGGUCGGUAGCGCGAAUAUUCCGUCGAAUAUUAAACAAGAGCAUCCGCCAACGCCGGCAAAACCUGCGACGCCACCCAGAUUUGACUUCAGUAGUCAGGAUUUUAACUUCUUUGAAGGAGCUCCAGAUCCAGAUCCUGCUCCUGCACCAGGUGGGGCAUCACCAAAAGAUUCAUCUGUGGGGGCGAGCAACAAUACCACGAAAGAAACAGCACGACCUGGUGGUGGUACUACUGCGGGAGAUGAGCAGGAGCAGAAUUAUAAUAUGUCCGGAGUAAUAAAACAACAAGCAACUACGCCAAGUAAGACGACUCAAAAACCGCUCAAAGCGGCGACUCCGUCCCCCAAGGGUGACGUGUUCAGUGCGCUUAGCGGUCUGGACGUAUGCAUUGCAAAAGUAUCGUACUCGUAGUAAUGGCAAAUGCUAUCGCGCAUGACAAAUACCCCUUUUUAGGUAAAACAGCAUUACAAAUUGCAUUUUUCUUCUCGGAAAAAUUUGUGAUGCAAUUCAUACUAGUACGAUACUUUUGCAAUGCAUAGGAGGGCAUACAGGACAACAACUCAUCAGGAGACAAAUCGAAUCUUGCUCCAAUGGCAAUGCCAGCACUGAUGCCCGCACCGGCAGUCGUCGCGGCGGAUGACGAGGAUGAUGGCUUCGGCGACUUUUCCUCCGCCAGCGGACCCGAAAGUACAGUAGAUAUUUUCGCCGCGGCUGGUGCGGUAGAAGACAGGUUGGGCCAACGAGGUGGAGCGGGGGUUGCUGGUUCUAGAGCAACAAGGCCUGAUGUUUUCACGGCGGCGCAUGAAACCGCAUCCUCAUCCUUCACAGGAGCGCCUGGCUCUGGCUUCGCAACUACGAGCUCCGGCUUUACUAGUGGUGCAGCGUUUGCCUCAGGGGCGGCCUCGGGUCUUGCAACAGCAACAGAUUUUGUUGCAGCGGCAACUACUGCCACAAAAGCGCUCGACGAGGAUUCUGCUGGGUUCUUUGGAGAGUUUGCCGGGUCGACGUCAUCAAAAACAGCUGUUGGUGGUGCGACUCCUGCAGUUUCUGCGAGGCAACUUGUUGUGCAGGUUGAAGAUGACGACGACGACGAGGACGACGGAUUUGGGGAUUUCACUUCAACAGAUCCGGCCGCGACAGAGCCUGCUUUUCCCGAAGGUGGUGCUGGUGCAGCUGCUCUCGUUGGCGCUACACAACAUGAUCCUCCUCCCCCAACAAUCCCCAUGACCGCAUCAGCGAUUGCGAACAGCGACGAUUUGUUUGCCGGGGCGGAGUUUGGUGGAACAGCUGCUGCUGCGACCUCUGGUACUACUACGCCGGCGCCAGGAGCGCCAGCGACGGUAAGUGUAGACGAGGGGAGCUCUGGUGACCCGUUCGCAGCUGCUGGCGUAGUAACAACAGCGGCGGCAGCUCCACCAACACCUCCUGGAAAUAAUGCAAAUGCGUCUUCUCCUUCUUCGCUCAGCAUGACAGCUCCUGCUGGGGUGAUGUUGCCGCCCCGGCAUGGAGAGUCGGCCCCACCUGUUCAGGAGAAGAGUUCACUAGGAACAGCACCACCAACAGGAGUACCACAAGAAGGAGCACCACCACGUCCCUCAUCUCUUGACCCGCCCUUCAACAUUUUUAAAACCGCUGUAUUUUCCCUCGCGAAACAGGAGUUACCCGACCAGAUCAACAAGUUAUGCGACGAAUUGGUGAAAAGCUGCACAGCAGCCGCGAGUGGUAGCUCUAGCUCAGCUUUCAAGUUAUCCUCCUCCUCGGACGUCAAAACGAUUUGCGACAAAUUUCACACUGCAACAGAAGACGGUGAUCUACUGUCGAAAACAUCUCCGAGCGGAGGUGCACUACCAAACGACGACCACUCCGAGAGCGAAACGAAACCUGCACCGGUAGACGAAGACCCAUUUCUCUCGCUCCUCGGUAUGGGCAGCAGCGUGUCCUCUUCAAGUUCCUCGAUUGGCGGGGACCCCGCACACCAGAGUGGAGGCAGCAGUAGUAGCAGCAGUAGUAGCAAAAAACCACUUGGUUCAUCUCUGGAAUCCGUGACGGUUGUGAAAAGCCGGUUGCCCGAGAUUUAUCGAAAGAGAUUCGAGGAAGACCGGAGGAAGUGGUUUCGUACCACAUCUACUUCCUCCCCGUCGUCGAAAGAAGACGCGGCCGCGGCCAGUACAGCGAUUCCGUCCUUGGAGCAGUGCCUACAGAAGUCACUGCCAUUCUUCAACGACAGUAAUGGCCGCGCAAGAACAACAGCAGAGCAAGAGGAUGUGGAGGAAGCAGUGCCGGAAAUUACGGUUGGACUUCUCCGGGAAAUCCAAAGUCUGAUCCUUCCGUUUUGCUACGAGCAACAAGUGGCGAAUUUUGUCUACCUCCAUUGCGCGAUGAAGAUGCCUGACUCGGUGCCAGACACGACCAAACCGCUGCAGAAGUUGCUGAAAUUACAGAAGGACGUCGUGCUCGAAAAAUCCGAUAAAGAGACGCAGUCCCUGGUGAACGUGCUGGAGCACUUUGUCCAAGGUACACACGGAUUAGCACUGCCAUUUUCGAAGUUGUGUUGCUGCAUGAUUUCGCAAAGCACUUUACUAUUUGACAACAAGAAUUUCACUAUCGAUGGGCUGGUUUUGCUUUUGUACUGAAAAUGAAAAUCGCGUUGCGAGAAAAACAUGACUGACCCAAAACACCAAACAAACUCCUAAAACAGCCUACCCGACCCGCGAGGCUCUUCUCUCCGCAAAAUCCGCAUCGGAAGUCGCGGAGCAAAUCGACAAACUCCGGACCUUUCUCCUCGGAAUGUUGCACAUGCCGGAUUUGCUCUUCCGAUUGCAGUUUUUCUGCACUGCUUCAAACGAAGCUGCACGGAAUUCAGCAUCUGAAGAUCUGUUCCAAGAGUCGACAAGAACGCUGGAAAAAGUCUGCAACUUUUUGUCGGCAAACGAAGUUCUGAUCAAGAAGUUCCUGACUUUGGCAGCGAAAAAUCCGCCAGCUGUUCUUGCAGUGUCGACCUUGUCGCCGCCACCAGUGGCGAGUGAAGUCCGACUGUUAGAACAGGUGCUGGAGAGGGUCAGAGGAAAUGUGGACGACCUGGAAAGCAGUAAAACCAAAACUGCGGUAUCGGGACAAACAUCAGAGGAGAAAACUACAAGGUCUACCGCGAAGAAUUACACCAGCUCGUUCCUCUCUCCCUUCCAAAUUAGCAGCGUGAAGCGAAUCGGGAAGUGGAACGCCUCGAGUACAAUGAUUUGUCACACCAGCGGAGUCAGCAAUUUGCAGUUCGCCGUCGAUGAUCCGGCCAUUGCAGCUGUAGUGUACGAGGGGAAGACACACCACGCACAGUGUUUGAAUCUGGUAUUGCUUCCGUGAGGACGAUGAACGACCUACUGUGCUUAUACUACAAGUGAAGACUCAGCAUCCUGGUCGUGGUCAACAUCGAGAUAAUAAGAUGAAGUUGAAGAUCAUGAGCAACACAUCGCGAUUGUCUUGGCUGUGGACCAUGAAAGCAAAAAAGUGCGCGGGGAUAGAACACCAAUAGAAGCCGAACAUCGUUGAGCUUACCCACACUCUUGUGGCAAUGCAACAGGGAAAAGAUGUAGCCUUACGACACUGAUGAAUCGGUGUUCCGCGAGAAGAAGCGC
Molecule: messenger RNA, 6565 nt
Organism: Amoebophrya sp. A120
Lineage: Eukaryota; Dinophyceae; Syndiniales; Amoebophryaceae
Source: the annotation of a GenBank genome assembly